AUGGCGGGUGCGGACGAACAAGACAAUGAGACAGCUUAUCAGACUCCAAACAAGGCAUCAGACUCCCGCGACCCACGCGAUACGCGUCAACGACCAAGACUAAAUCGCCAUGACUCGCGACUAUCGGCUAUCUUUGCUCCGAAAGCGACCGGCAUCGGUGAAGCAAAAGCUUCCUCUCCACCACAAAAGGUCGGGACCUCUUUGCCAAAAUUGAGGAGGUAUCAGAGGAUUCAGCCGACUGCAGUCAAGAGCAUAGAAAACCAAGGUAUUCGAAACCCUGCCGGUGGUGAGAAGCCCACUAAGACGAAGUCACGGAUGCUGAACGCCCUCAAAAAGCUCGAAGACACAUACGAAAACUCAUCCAUUGGGUCUAAGCAGGUCCGCAUGCUUAUCGUCAAGCCAGGACAAGAAUAUGACGACAUCAACGCAAUCCUACAGGUCGUUGAUGAAGAUCAACUUGGGAACGAUGAUUAUUGCUAUGAAGCUCUCUCGUAUCACUGGGGCUAG
Alternaria arbusti is the source of this 507-nucleotide messenger RNA. RefSeq lists its product as uncharacterized. The record is from RefSeq and is a predicted model, not a curated record. NCBI's taxonomy places the organism in Eukaryota, Fungi, Ascomycota, Dothideomycetes, Pleosporales, Pleosporaceae. The transcript has 2 exons. The coding region runs from base 1 to 507 and encodes 168 amino acids.